UAACUUAUCGAUAUCCGCGAGCCAUCGAUGCCCAUGGUUGCACCACGAUUACUAUAUUUUGGCGCACGCGAAGCGCCCAGUUAUAGGAAUUUUAUUGUUUCUGGUUGUGUUUGAUUUUUAAGUAGCACAAUUGAGUGAUAUAAUGAAACUGAGUGCGGGUUCACACUCCGAAAUCGAGGGUGAAGGCGCCCAGAGUAAUGUGUCGUGCAAUCCCCAGGUCCCUGUGGAGAUAGCUACUGAUGCAGAGGCGGUGGCGGCGGCGGCGGCCAACGCCGAGUCAGAGGCCCCAAAUCAGCAAACCGUCACCGAUAUAACGGCGAGCAUAACGGAGCAUCAUGAUGCGCCAGAGAAGCCUCCGGAGAAACUGGCCGCGAUAUCUGUUGACGUGGAAAUGGAUGCCGACGCAGACAAACCAUCCGCUGUCUCAGACUCCCCUGCUGGCAGGCAGCUGCAGAAGCCGCCACAGCAGCGUCUCUCAGCCAUGAACAGGAAGCGCGAUCUAAUCAAUUUGCAGUCGGCCCUGAGCCCCAAAUACAUCGGCUAUGCCAACGCCAACUCACCCACGCCACUUUCGGAAUCGGACGAAACGAUACGCACAACGAGGAGACGCCUGAACCAAGCGGCGGCGGCCCUCAACAGCAGCAGUACCGGCGAGAGCCUGUCCCGGGACAAUGAUUCACCAAAGACCGUUGGUCCAGGAAACGGUGCUGUCGAAGGAGGCGGUAUCAAGCAAUAUAUGAGCCCCAUAGAAAAGUUGCUGAUGAAGAACGGAGCCAGUUCGCCGAACAGCACGGGGUUUGAGGCGGAUGCCGAAGAUCUGGCUGUCCGGCCCGUUCGAAAGCAGCUCAAGCGCAAGAUGAAGAGAAUGAGCAAAGCCAAGGUAGCCAUCGGUGUGGAUAGCCCACCUCUGAUUAAAGAAAGUAAGAGCGAAGAAAUCGAUAAUGAGCCACACGAUACAGAAAAUACUUCAAAUGAAAUUAAUGAGAUAAUCACCACAAAAUGCGAGACUGAAGUUGAGACUGAAGCUGAAGCCGAGGCUAAUACUGGGGCUGUGGAAGUGGAUGUCCCAGCGGAAGACAUAACUGAAGCCGAGAAUCACGUAGAAUCUCACGCUGAAUUAAUUGAAGAGCCAAAAGAUGUGGAGAAGCCGAGCGAGCUGCCAUUUGCUCAGCCCCAGUCGACGGCCACAGAGGCCGAACUAAAAUCGCCACCAGACGUGAGUUCAAGCACAUUCACUCAACCCGAGGUCAAUAGCUCAAUGAAAUCGCCCUCCUCCGUCAGCAUAGACAGUGCGAAAGGCCUGUCCAUUGUUACCGAUCCUGGGUGGCCCACCUACCAAGUGGGCGACUUGUUCUGGGGCAAGGUCUUCUCGUACUGCUUCUGGCCCUGCAUGGUUUGUCCGGAUCCGUUUGGCCAGAUUGUUGGUAACAUGCCGAGCCAUCCGCAGCGCUCAUCCGUGGAUGCAGCCACUGUUCCGAUUCAAGUGCAUGUACGUUUUUUCGCGGAUAACGGACGAAGAAACUGGAUCAAGCCGGAGAACCUUCUGCCCUUUGCCGGUCUCCCGGCAUUCGAGGAACUUCGUGAAGAGGUUCGCAUCAAGCAUGGACCAAAGAGUGCCAAAUACAGGCAGAUGAAUCCCAAGAGGGCGAAGUUGACCAUCUGGAUGCAGGCCAUCGAGGAGGCCCAGGUCGUGACAGAGCUGCCCUACUCGGAGCGACUUGAGAAGUUUUAUCAGAUCUAUGAGAGUGUAGCCACACUUAACAAGCAGAAGCGCAAACGCACAAAUUCCAUGAUGCAGGACACCUCCGACGUGGGCAGCAGCCUCUACGACUCCACGGACAAUUUGCUCAGCCGGCAGUCCAACCAGUUGGUAGCCGUGAAGCGAGAGCGCUCCGAAUCUCCGUUUAGUCCCGCCUUCUCGCCCGUGAAGAGCAAAAACGAAACUCGUGCCAAGCGUCGCAAACUCAGCGGCGGCAUCGAGACCGAAACAGGCAGAUCCAGCCUAACAGUGAUCAAGCAGCAGACACAACUCUUUUCGGAAAAGAGUUCCCCCGACGCCUCCGUUUACGAGAAUCCGGAAUUCGGGCAGCUAUUCGAUGUCAUCAAGGAGUACGUGAUGGUCCAUCGGAACGAGGAAAAAGUGGAGAAGGUACUCCUGGCUGUGGUCAGUAACAUAUGGUCGUUGAAGCAGAUCCAACUCCGCGAGCUUGAGCGCGACAUGUCCAAUGGCCAGAUGGAGCAGCAGCUGGGCUCGGCUGUGAUGGAGCGAGGUCGAGGCGCUGGCUCCAUUAAGAGGCUGUCGAAUCGUUUGAAAACGAUGAUGGUCAGGCGGAGCAUGACCCCGGUGGUGGCACCCAGUCCAACACCGGCUAUUGUCGAGCCGGAGCGCAGACUGUCGGAAGUUACAAAGCCUAAGAAACCCGUCAACCGUCCCAUCGACGAGGUGGUUGAGGAUAUCUUGCAGCUGGACAGCAAAUACCUCUUCCGAGGACUGAACCGAGAACCGGUAUGUAAAUACUGCUAUGCGCCGGGAUUGAAUCUGCAACGAUGUUCGCGCAACUGCAACAACUGGCUGCACGGGGACUGCUUGGAGCGAAAGAAAUCCGGCACACCCCUGCCUAAAAAAGGUGGCCGAAAGAUAAAAGAGAUCUCAGCCAGCUCCAACCCGCAAACACCUGUGCCUGAUAUCGAGCAUGUGACGGGAGACGCCAACAUCAUGACACCGUUGAUCUGCCACGAGUGCAGCAUCGGAGAGCCGGAAGGGUGUGUCAUUUGCCAUCAAGUGGAGUCACCAACGGUAGCAUCAGCAGGCUCUCCAGUUAAGGAGGAGGAACCGCAAACCAUUGCGGAGGAUAAACUGCUGACUUGCAGCCAGCCCAUGUGCGGUAAACGGUUUCACGUUGGUUGCUGCAAGUACUGGCCCCAGGCCAGUAGUGGCAAGCAGUCGCCCCGCUGUCCACGGCAUGUGUGCCACACUUGCGUCUCGGACGAUCCUAGCGGCAAGUUCCAACAGGUUAGCAACUCCAAGCUGGCCAAGUGCGUCCGCUGUCCGGCCACUUAUCACCAGGACUCCCACUGCAUUCCCGCUGGCACCCAGAUGCUAACUGCCACGCACAUCAUCUGUCCACGGCACAACAUCGCCAAGGGGGACGCCCACGUCAACGUGCUCUGGUGCUACAUCUGCGUCAAGGGCGGAGAGCUGGUCUGCUGCGAAACCUGUCCCAUCGCUGUACACGCACACUGUCGAAAUAUUCCGAUCAAGACCAACGAGAGUUACAUCUGCGAGGAGUGCGAGAGCGGAAGACUUCCUCUGUACGGGGAAAUUGUUUGGGCGAAGUUCACUAAUUUCCGGUGGUGGCCGGCGAUUAUACUGCCCCCGACGGAGAUACCCAGCAAUAUACUAAAGAAGGCCCAUGGCGACAACGACUUUGUGGUGCGCUUCUUUGGCACCCACGAUCACGGAUGGAUAUCCAGGAGGAGGGUCUACCUCUACAUCGAAGGCGACACGGGCGACGGCCACAAAACCAAGUCCCAGCUGUUCAAGAACUACACAACCGGCGUAGAGGAAGCGACACGUUUCCUGAGGAUCAUUAAGACCCGCCGGCAAGAGCAGGCCAUUGGACGACAGAAUGGCAGCAAGCUCCAACCGCCUCCAUACGCCAAAAUCAAAGCCAAUAAAGCAGUAGCGCCAGUCCGGUUCAUGCAGAAUCUCGAGGAACUAAGCGCCUGCGACUGUCUGCCAGAGCACGAUCACCCCUGCGGCCCGGAGUCUGGGUGCCUCAACCGUAUGCUGUACAACGAGUGCAAUCCGGACUUUUGUCGUGCCGGUGAUCGCUGCGAGAACCGGAUGUUCGAGCAGCGCAUAUCGCCCCGCCUGGAAGUAGUCUACAUGAACGAGCGCGGAUUCGGACUUGUGUGCCGGGAGCCCAUUGCCGAGGGCACAUUUGUGAUAGAGUACGUCGGGGAGGUCAUCAACCAUGCGGAAUUCCAAGAGCGGCUCAUUCAAAAGCAACGCAAUCGGGACGAAAACUACUACUUCUUGGGCGUGGAGAAAGACUUUAUCAUCGACGCCGGGCCAAAGGGUAAUCUCGCUCGAUUCAUGAACCACUCGUGCGAGCCGAACUGCGAGACUCAGAAGUGGACGGUCAACUGUGUCCAUCGUGUGGGAAUCUUUGCCAUCAAGGACAUUCCAGCGAACACUGAGCUGACUUUCAACUAUCUGUGGGACGAUCUCAUGAACAACAGCAAGAAGGCCUGCUUCUGUGGAGCAACCCGCUGUUCCGGCGAGAUUGGCGGCAAGCUGAAAGAUGGCAGCGCCAAGGAAACGACGUCGCAGAGCGCCAAGGGCAAGAGCAGUAGCAAAUUGAAGCAUCUGGGAAAGGCCAAGGGGUCGAUGGUGCGCAUCCACAUCGGACCACCCAAAAAGGCAAAAAAACCGCCAAAGGUUAAACACAUUAGCGCGGACGAUGCGCCGGUGGAGGUGGAGGAGGUUAAAACUGAACCUAAAAUCGCCCAACAUGAUUGAUGUCAUGUAGAUGUUGUUUUUCUUAUACUUUUUUUUUUGUAAACAUUGCAUUUUGUUAUAUUUUGAAGAUUCAUUGCUGCUUGAACUCCAUUUAUAUAUACAUUUAUUACCUAUAGAUCACAGUUAUAUUUAGUAGACAAUUGGUCCACCUUACGCUCUCCAGCUCAUUUUUAUUAAAAUAAAUCAAGAAUAUGUCGUUUUAGCUGUUCUAUUUGACUAAAUUAUACGAUUAUAAAGUUUAUCAGUUCAGUAUAAAUGAUAUAUUGUA
Molecule: messenger RNA, 4793 nt
Organism: Drosophila ananassae
Lineage: Eukaryota; Metazoa; Arthropoda; Insecta; Diptera; Drosophilidae
Gene: NSD
Product: probable histone-lysine N-methyltransferase Mes-4
Exons: 5
Coding region: 143-4525 (1460 amino acids)
Biological process (GO): regulation of DNA-templated transcription
Cellular component (GO): nucleus; chromatin
Molecular function (GO): protein binding; histone H3K36 methyltransferase activity
Source: RefSeq, a predicted model, not a curated record